GAAAAAAAAUAAACGGCAAUGGGUUCUGCAAUUUGACUGAAGAAUCACCCUUCAUCCAAUAUCUUACAAAGUUGAAACGACCAUGCGAAUGUUGACUUCAAGAAGCCCCAAUCCCAGUCAUCGUGUGUCUCAUGUCUAAAACCCUUCUCUCUCGCAUUAAACCCCUUCACAACUCCAAACUCGGUUCAACUUCACCAUAUCUUGUCUCGCCACGGACCAAGAAACUCGUUAAUGAAACUAUCCACAUCCUUAAAACUCACCAGCAAUGGCAAGAGUCCAUCGAUGCUCUUUAUGCUGACGAAGAAACCUGCGUUUCAGAGAUUUCCCAUCAUGUUUUUGAUCGACUUCAUGACUUGCAGCUGGGCCUCAAGUUCUUUGACUGGCUUUUUAAACAGCAGCCACGGCGUUUUCCGUCAAAUGGGUAUGCUUAUUCUUCGUUUUUGAAGCUUUUGGCGAGAUUUAGAGCUUCUGAUUAUUUUGAAAAUGUUCUGGAGAAUAUUAAGACAGAAGAUAUAAAGCCUACGCAUGAGGCAUUAAGUGCCGUAAUCCGAGCAUGUGCAGAUUCUGGGUUGGUUGAUAAGGCUAUCGAGUUGUACUAUUUUGUGGUUGAAUUAUAUAAUUGUGUGCCUAAUGUGUUUGCUUGUAACUCCUUGCUUGAUGUGCUUGCGAAAGCAAAGAGAACUGAAGUUGCACGCCAGGUGUAUAAUGAAAUGGUUGAGCGAGAUGGCUGUGUGGAUAACUAUAGUACUUGUAUAAUAGUGAGGGGUUUGUGUAAUGAAGGGAAGGUUGAGGAGGGUAGAAAGCUCAUGGAGGAGAGUUGGGGAAAAGGUUGUGUUCCAAACAUCGUGUUUUAUAAUACACUCAUCCAUGGCUACUGCAAGAAAGGUGAUGUUGGAAGUGCCAAUUUGCUUUUUAAGGAGUUGAAAAUGAAGGGUUUUUUAGCUUCCCUGGAGACAUAUGGAACAAUGAUAAAUGGGUUUUGCAAGAAAGGGAAUUUCAAGGCAGUUAAUGGACUUUUAAUGGAAAUGAAAGAAAGGGGCUUAAAAGUUAAUGUUCAAGUAUGUAACAAUAUUAUAGAUGCUCAGUAUAAGCAUGGUUUUAAGGUUAAAAUGGGAGAAACUGUCAGAUGGAUGAUUAAGAAUGAUAUUGAGCUUGAUAUUACUACCUAUAAUACCUUGAUUAAUAGUUCAUGUAAGGAUGGGAAAGUUGAAAAAGCAGAUCAACUCUUAGAACAUGCAAUUAAGAGGGGACUAACGCCAAAUAGAUUUAGUUAUACUCCUCUUAUACAUGCCUAUUGCAGGAGAGGGAAUUACAGUAGAGCUUCCAGUUUGCUAAUUGAGAUGACCGAAAGAGGACAGAAGCCUGAUUUAGUCACUUAUGGAUCUCUUAUUCAUGGGCUUGUUACUUCAGGAGAGGUGGAUGCUGCAUUGACCGUUCGCGAUAAGAUGGUGGAAAGAGGAGUAAUGCCUGAUGUUGCUAUUUAUAAUGUUUUGAUGAAUGGGCUUUGUAAGAAAGGAAGGAUACCUGUUGCCAAACUCCUCUUCGCGGAGAUGCUUGACCAAAAAUUGCAGCCAGAUGCAUUUGUUUGUGCCACUCUUGUAGAUGGGUUUGUUAGGAAUGGUAAUAUUACUGAGGCAAUAGAACUCUUUAAACUGACAAUAGAAAAGGAUGUGGAUCCUGGUGUGGUGGGAUUCAAUGCCAUGAUUAAAGGUUAUUGCAAAUUUGGAAUGAUGGAGGAUGCUCUAUCUUGUAUGAAUAGAUUGAUAAAAGGACAAUCUGUACCAGAUGAGUUCACUUAUUCCACAAUUAUACAUGGAUAUGUAAAGCAGCAUGACAUGACUAGUGCAUUGAGGAUGUUUAGGCAGAUGGUGAAACAGAAAUGCAAACCAAAUGUUGUCACCUACACCUCUCUUAUUAAUGGAUUUUGCAGCAAAGGAGAUCUAACCAUGGCUGAGAAAACCUUUAAAGAGAUGCACUCAUGUGGUUUGGUGCCUAAUGUAAUCACGUACAGUAUACUUAUAGGCAGCUUCUGUAAGGAUGGUAAUCUCAGAAAAGCUGCCUUAUUUUUUGAACUAAUGCUGAUGGCGAAGUGCAUUCCAAAUGAUGUUACUUUCAAUUAUUUGGUUAACGGAUUUUCAAAUAAAGCACCAAGUUUAAUUUCUAAUGAAGCAAAUGACUCUCAACAGGAAAAGAAACCUAUGUUUCUGGAAUUUUUUGAAAGGAUGAUAUCUGAUGGAUGGGCUCAAAAACCUGCUGCCUACAACUGUAUCCUUCUCUGUCUAUGCCGACAUCGGAUGCUUCAAACUGCUUUCGAGUUACGGGAUAGGAUGGUGAGCAAGGGUUUUCUUCCAGAUUCUGUUUCUUUUGCUGCUCUGCUUCAUGGGAUAUGCUUGGAAGGAGAAUCAGAAUGGAGAGCUAUGAUCUCUUGUGAUUUAAAUGAACAUGAGCUCCAAAUUGCUGUCAAGUAUUCACAUAUUCUAAACCAGUAUAUACCUGAAGGAGAGAGAUCCAAAGCCUCACUUAGUUUGCAGGCAUUGGUUGAACAAAACAAGUCUCAGAACCAACAGGUGCAUGAUCUGAGAGUCUUAGUGCAAUAGAAGAUUAAAUGAGGGAAGGUCAAAGAAAUUGUCUAAAACUAUAUAAGACAAUGGGAAAUCAUCCCUGGUUGGCCCUUCAGUUGAGGAGGCCAAGUGAUUUGGGAACCCUUUGGAAUGAAUGUUGAAAAUGAGAAGCAGUGAUCAUGGAUGUAUCCUCAUCAUCUGGCUGCACAAAAAUCAAUCAUCUCAAGUGACCCCGAGAAUUUCAGUCCUGUGAGAAUUCGGGAUAGAUCGUGGUA
Molecule: messenger RNA, 2836 nt
Organism: Carica papaya (papaya)
Lineage: Eukaryota; Viridiplantae; Streptophyta; Magnoliopsida; Brassicales; Caricaceae
Source: RefSeq, a predicted model, not a curated record